AUGACAGCGGAACCGGAAAUUGGAUUAGCAACACGGGCGUUAGAGGCGAGCGUGAUUUCGAUGCCGUUAGGGAGAGUAUUGGCAGUAGAUGCAUACUGCUUGGUUUGCAAUGUUUAUACAAUCACAUGGAACGAAAUCUUUGCGUUGCAAACAAGACUUCCUUUUCCUCAUGAAGGUCUUUACCAGCGUGAUAUCCAAAUGAUAAGGAGCUCGGUGACUCGCUUUCGAAUUCAGCUUCCGUACCAAUUACACAUGAGGGGCAUUAGUCUACCACCGAAGCCGACUGAGCCGGGGCCUGAGGAAUGUUGCCAGAGUGGCUGUAACACUUGCGUCUGGGAGCUGUACGCGGAGGAGCUUGCAAAUUGGAAAGCUCGGGUUGCAGAGAUGACGUACAGCAACGGCUGGUUAUCAAAGGUCGCCGCCAUACAUCCGGCUUUCGGCUCCUUGGUCAUCUCGCCCCGUCUCGUCUUGUCUCGCUGGCCAUCAUGCUGGCCAUCAUUUGUUGCGUGUGGGCUCUUCCCUCUCUCCAACUGCACCCAGGACAGCAAGCGAGAACAUAAUCGAGGCUGCCAACGCGCACCUCCAAGCAACGGCGCUCUCCCCUUAACGGCCCUCUCCUCCACCCCCCCCCUUACACACACGUACACGUACAUACACGCCGCCUUCUACCGGCGUUAG
Messenger RNA from Volvox carteri f. nagariensis, 678 nucleotides. RefSeq lists its product as uncharacterized. The transcript is spliced from 5 exons. The record is from RefSeq and is a predicted model, not a curated record. The coding region runs from base 1 to 678 and encodes 225 amino acids. Lineage: Eukaryota; Viridiplantae; Chlorophyta; Chlorophyceae; Chlamydomonadales; Volvocaceae.